This is a messenger RNA of Sander lucioperca (pikeperch), 1027 nucleotides long. Its product is annotated as major intrinsically disordered Notch2-binding receptor 1-like. Lineage: Eukaryota; Metazoa; Chordata; Actinopteri; Perciformes; Percidae. The transcript has 2 exons. Gene Ontology annotation, cellular component: plasma membrane. Gene Ontology annotation, biological process: negative regulation of cell population proliferation; negative regulation of TOR signaling. The record is from RefSeq and is a predicted model, not a curated record. Bases 34 to 522 code for a protein of 162 amino acids.
AAAGUUGAAAGUGCACUGGUGGAAAUUUCCCUGAUGACCUUUCUUUUCUCUAAUCCUCUCUCUCUCAAUUUCCAGGCAGAACAAGAGAGUCAAUAUGGGCUACCCCAAGCCCACCGCCCCCCUAAACCACCGAAGGAGUCCUACUUGAGGGAAUUCAUUUUCUCACCACACCCCUUCACUCCCUCCAAUAAAGCCCAUGUGAAAGGCAGCCCCCUGUACACCGACCUGUCAGAUGGCAAGCGCGGCCAACCAUCCUGGACCAUCAAGGAGUAUAAACGCAACUCAGAAGAGAAGGGAAAGCAGCUCACAGCCCUGGACCUGCAGACACAGGAGUCCCUAAACCCCAAUAACCUGGAGUACUGGAUGGAGGAUAUCUACACACCAGGCUUUGACUCACUGCUCAAGAGGAAAGAGGCAGAGUUCAGGAGGGCGAAGGUGUGUAAGAUUGGCGCGCUGAUUGCAGCAGCUACCUGCACUGUGAUCCUGGUCAUCGUUGUUCCGAUUUGCACCAUGAAAACAUGAGAGUACCAGGGCAAAACAUAGGGCAAUACACUUUUACUCCUGUCCUUUUCUGUUUGUGAUCUGGGUAAGUGUGCAGCAGAUUUACUCAAAAACUGAACAUAUUGGGAUUUGACCAUGUCAGUUGGAGGCCUUUUGCCAAUGAUAACAUGAUUUGGGCAGCUAUUGUACAAUAGAAAUGAAUUCAGUAAGUGUAUAAUAUAUACUGUAUGUCUAUUGGUUCAACAGUUGUUUACUGUGUGGAACAGUUUGAAGGUCAUUGAUUUAAUUAUGAAACAUCUGCAGCAGAUGAUCACUGAACUGAAUUGGAUUUGUUAUUGUAGCUAGCGUAUUUUAUUUUUCAUAUAAUAAUGUAUUUUGAUCAAAUUUAUUUUUGAUGAAUUAUCCGGUUGAAUGUGAGAAUUUAUCUUUAUUUUAUUUUGACAUUUGACAUUUCAUAAUGACAUUUGUGCAACACAUUUUUCUAAUUAGAAAUAUAUUGAAGUACUUCAGUUGACAUAUAUAUAUA